AUGAAGCAGCUUCAACCGAGCUUCCGAUAACUAAUUUUAAGCAUGGCUGUCUAGCGUGCCUGUCACUCCUAUUGUCCUUCCAAACUCUUUCAGACAUUUUGAGCAAGGAGUAUUAAAGCCAUGAGUUAGCUGGGGUUGUGACAUGAAUGGUCCACGAAGGCUUUAGGCAGAAGAGGUAAUGAUGAUUGUCCGUGGCUAUUCGGAGGACUGCACUGGAUCUCUGUCAUUAAAAAUUAAGUGUGGCUUUUGAGGAAGAUGUGACAACUACACCGGAGGUCAUUCUGCCAUUCCUCAAGGACUUAUACAAUAAGGAAAGGAAUUUCUGGGUCAUCAUCCUCUAAGAUGUUCAUAUGGACCAGUGGCCGGACCUCUUCAUCUUACCGACACGAUGAGAAAAGAAAUAUCUACCAAAAAAUCAGGGACCAUGACCUCCUGGACAAAAGGAAAACAGUCACAGCACUUAAAGCUGGAGAAGACCGGGCCAUUCUCUUGGGACUAGCCAUGAUGGUUUGUUCCAUCAUGAUGUACUUUCUACUGGGAAUCACACUCCUACGCUCAUACAUGCAGAGUGUGUGGACUGAAGAGUCUCAAUGCACCUUGCUAAAUGUGUCCAUUACAGAAACCUUUAAUUGCUCCUUCAACUGUGGUCCAGACUGUUGGAAACUGUCUCAGUACCCUUGCCUCCAAGUAUAUGUGAACCUGACUUCCUCUGGGGAAAAACUCCUCCUCUACCACACUGAAGAGACAAUGAAAAUGAAUCAGAAGUGCUCCUACAUACCUAAGUGUGGAAAAAAUUUGGAAGAAUCCAUGUCCCUGGUGAAUAUCGUCAUGGAAAACUUCAGGAAGUAUCAACACUUCGCCUGCUAUUCUGACCCAGAAGGAAACCAGAAAACCGUCAUUCUAACCAAACUCUACAGUUCCAAUGUGCUGUUCCAUUCACUUUUUUGGCCAACAUGUAUGAUGGCUGGAGGCAUUGUGAUUGUUGCCAUGGUGAAACUUACACAGUACCUAUCUCUGCUUUGUGAGAGGAUCCAAAGGAUCAAUAGAUAAAAGAAAAAAAAUGGCUGAUAGUUUUCUUUAAAGCUCAAAUACUGUUUUCUUUCAUCCUUCACCAAAGAACCUUAAGUUUGUAAUGUGCAGUCCCUUAUGAGUUCCUUAUUACUUAAUAUACUAUACCGUAGAGCAAUAAUGGAAAUGCUGUUCUAUAUGCAAACAUGAUGUCAUUAUUAUUCAGGAAAAAAUAACUGUUUUGUGUUAGUUUGUUGUUUUCAUAAUAUUAUUUUGCGGCUGGAACUAGUAUGUUCUUCUCUCCUUCCACCAAAAUAGGGCUCAGUUAUUCAUUUGCCAAGCUUCUUGGAGGAAUGUAAAAAAUAUCUACAUGAUAAGGUCUGGAUUCUCAGUUAUCAGAUCUCUCAAAAACAAGAUUUUUCUUCAUUUGUUGUUUACCAAAGCUACAGCCAAAAAAUACAUUUUUCUUUUCUUCUACCUUGAGUCUGUAGCAAGUGAAGGGACCAGAUUUCCCAAUUAAAGAAUGCUAAAUAUCUUCCUUAUAUGUGUACUGUAUCACAGGAACAAAGAGAGGGAAGUUAACCAGCUGUAGAUUCAAAUUUUAACUGGCUUUUUAGAAAAGAAAAAAAAAGGUGUUUUCAUUAGCCAAUUCACUAAUCUUUUCCUGUGAUUUAAAUAGGCAAUGAAAGCCCUUUUUCCACUUAAGACCCUGCUACUGUGUGAAGAGCUGAUAUUGACAAGGUGUUUCAUUACUUAUGAACUGACUAGAUGUUGGUAAGUGUUCAAUUGUAAUCCAGGAAAGUCUAUGUUACUAAUACAUUUGUGUUAAAAUCUUUAUUCAAUUUCAACUAAACUACUAUAUGGUAAAAAUAAAUUGUUAUUACUCGAUAGUAGACUGGUGAACCCUUUCAGCUGGGUAUAUAUCUUGUGGGAAAUUAACAUGUUGGAAUUUUGGUCUUUGGGAAUUUACAUUUAAAUUAAUGAUUGAAUGUGUAACUUCUCCUUCGGACAAGUAGUCCCUGUUGGGAUUUUAAAGUUAUAUAUGCAGAAUAUUUGUCUCCUCUACAUGUUUUAUUUUUCUAAUUAUAAUUCCUUUUUUGUUGUUAUAUUUUAUAUGCAGAAUAGACUUUUUUCCUAACAUACAUUUGAACUGAAUAACAGAUUUAAAGGAAGCUUUUCUUCACAUUGCUAUUUACUUAUUAUAUUGGGAGGGGGAACAAGGGAUUUGUUUUAAAUAAAAACAUUCCAUCUUUUGUUUAGUGUCAAUAUCAAAAGACAAAGAAAAGCAUCUAUCUUUCUCAUCUAUAUUUAAGUAACUUUUUGUAAUGUAGUAACAAAGUUUUUUAGGUAUGCAAAAUUUUACAAAUCAUUUGUGGAAAGAGCAGUGAAACUAUUCUGAUAAAGUGGAAAUUAUUCUGCAAUAUUGUAAUUCAUAGUUUGACUUUUCAUAAGCAAAUAAAUCCCCAGGUUAUAAUCAUGACUUCAAAUGUGUAAUUUU
Dipodomys spectabilis (banner-tailed kangaroo rat) is the source of this 2506-nucleotide messenger RNA. It is a transcript of the gene Kcnmb2, whose product is annotated as potassium calcium-activated channel subfamily M regulatory beta subunit 2. The transcript has 5 exons. Lineage: Eukaryota; Metazoa; Chordata; Mammalia; Rodentia; Heteromyidae. The record is from RefSeq and is a predicted model, not a curated record. Gene Ontology annotation, biological process: detection of calcium ion; potassium ion transport. The coding region runs from base 343 to 1050 and encodes 235 amino acids. Gene Ontology annotation, cellular component: voltage-gated potassium channel complex; membrane. Gene Ontology annotation, molecular function: calcium-activated potassium channel activity; potassium channel regulator activity.